AGUAAAUACAAUCCAAUUGCAAUUUAUUCAAAUAUGAAGGAGUCAAAGAAACAAACGCGUAAAGCUGCCAUAAAAGCUAAGGAGGCAUCAGAUUAUGAGAAAAGAAAGAUCAUAGAGCUACUACACGAGUACAACGACCUGAAAGAUGCUACACAACAGGUCCUCGGCGCCUUGGCGACCCUGAAAAGCGUUCCAGUCCGAUCUGUCUAUGACACCUACAACCUUCCCAAUUGCGAAUAAUAAAAAGCUUUUUUCAAUGUAA
This is a messenger RNA of Drosophila eugracilis, 262 nucleotides long. Its product is annotated as DNA repair protein SWI5 homolog. The coding region runs from base 34 to 240 and encodes 68 amino acids. The transcript has a single exon. Gene Ontology annotation, biological process: double-strand break repair via homologous recombination. NCBI's taxonomy places the organism in Eukaryota, Metazoa, Arthropoda, Insecta, Diptera, Drosophilidae. The record is from RefSeq and is a predicted model, not a curated record. Gene Ontology annotation, cellular component: Swi5-Swi2 complex; Swi5-Sfr1 complex.